Molecule: messenger RNA, 3166 nt
Organism: Acyrthosiphon pisum (pea aphid)
Lineage: Eukaryota; Metazoa; Arthropoda; Insecta; Hemiptera; Aphididae
Product: acetyl-coenzyme A transporter 1
Exons: 13
Coding region: 972-2519 (515 amino acids)
Biological process (GO): acetyl-CoA transmembrane transport
Cellular component (GO): membrane
Molecular function (GO): acetyl-CoA transmembrane transporter activity
Source: RefSeq, a predicted model, not a curated record
AAUUUAUUGUUUACUAACCUUAAUCACUAUAUUCACUAUUCCCCGUUUUCUAGACGCACGAUUUGGCAGUUUGUCCAUUAAUCUAAUACAGUCCAUCGUUAUAUAACUUGUUUCAUAAUUUCCCCUUUGCUAUACACAAUUUAAAAUACAUUUAGCACUUCAUAUCCGACGCAUUCAAUCUGGGAGUCUAUACCCGGCAAAAAACGAGCGUUGUCACAUAUUAAGGUCGAAUAGUCACGCAUACAGUUAAUUAAAAUGUAUUUUAUUUAACAAUUGCAUAUAUACCUACCUAUUAUUUACUAUAACAUUUUUUUAUUUUGUCCUGGACACUCAAACUUUCAAAUUGUACUUGAGAGUAUAACGUGGAGCGCAAUGUCUGUACCUAUUGAAAUCGUUUGUGUCGAACGUGGCAGUAUUCUUCAUUUAUCUAGCCAAAAAUAUUGACCAAUGGUUUUGCUAGAAGGAGAACUAACCAACCAGGGAGAGCCAAAUGUAAUAAAAUUGGUAUACGUGUUUUUCUUUGUGUGUUUUUCCUUGGUCGCCACGCAAUAGAUAGUCAUCGACAAGACAACGCUAAAGAAGAAUAACAUGGGUUAUUGGACAACUUGCAAUACAAUAGGGCAUAGGCGUACUGUAGUUGGGUAUAAUGAUCGGCUCACGUUACCUUGAUGUGUUCAUGUUAAAGAAUUUUCGUAACAAGUACCUACGGACUACGGUUUGCAUUAGAAACAAGAGGAUUACCGACCAGUACAAAAGUAUGAACUCUUAAAUAUGUCCAAGUUUCAAGCUCCUUUUAUAUUUCUCGGUCAAUGUGAAGAAUAAAGUGAAAAAAAAUGAAACAAAUGAAUACUCGAUGCCCGAUGGUUGCAAAGUCAUGGUGAAAUACGAAAAGUGCAGCGAACGGUACUAUUUAAUUUUUGAUUUUUGUCUGCUCGCCGUUUGUCUUUGAUCACGUGUGACGAAUUAACAUCAUGACUGUACCAAAACUCGGAGAUGAACUACAAAAACCCGCGGCAGUGACGGAUGAUUCGGAUUCGGCUGAAAAGCCAAAUUUGAAGGGAGAUUGGUUGAAUUUUUUCCUAUUGCUGUUGCUGUACACGAUGCAAGGGAUACCAUUAGGCAUAGCGGCGGCAAUGCCGAUAAUUUUGCAAAGCAACAAAAACGUAUCCUACAAAGAUCAAGCAUUAUUCAGUCUAGUCGCAUGGCCGUUUAGCUUGAAACUGAUAUGGGCUCCUUUGGUAGACGCGCUGUACGUGCAAAAGAUGGGAAGACGGAAAUCUUGGCUCGUUCCGGUUCAAUAUUUAAUGGGAGCAUGCUUCAUUUAUAUGGCCGGCAAUAUCGACGAAUGGUUGCCAGAAACUCGAAAGCCGGAAAUACUGAAAUUGGUAUCAGUAUUUUUCUUCGCAAAAAUCUUAGCCGCCACGCAAGACAUAGCCGUCGACGGUUGGGCACUGACAAUGCUCAAGAAGAAUAACGUAGGCUAUGCUUCUACUUGCAAUUCAACAGGUCAAGUGAUGGGCAUUAUGAUAAGUUCUGUGUUUUCCGUCUUGUUGACGUCGGAAGACUUUAGCAACAAGUACUUACGGACUACACCGGAGGUGGGAGGAGUGUUCACUAUGAAAUGUUUAUUCUAUGUUUGGGGUAUUCUAUUUAUAUUAAUAACUACAUUGAUUGCAAUUUUUAAAAAAGAAAAAGAUAACAGAUUAGAGGACAACCACGUAAAGCUCAACAUUGUUCAAAACUAUUCACUACUAUGGGACAUUUUAAAAUUACCUAGUAUUCAAUUAUUGGCAAUAGCAUUACUGACAGCGAAGAUCGGAUUUGCUGCAACUGACAGUGUGUCAAUUUUAAAACUCAUUGAUGCGGGAGUACCAAAAGACAACAUUAUGGUUAUACAUACAACAAUGUUUGUCGUAAAAAUAAUUUUGCCACUUGUUGUAGCGAAAUACACUUCAGGACCAAAACCGAUGAACGUAUAUCUAACAGCUACACCCAUCAGAUUACUUUGGAACAUUUCAUUUUUGGCUUUUAUUUAUUAUACACCAACAUUGAUAACGAUGAAUGGGUUUGUUAAUAUUCCAAUAUAUUACUAUGCACUUUUAGUAUUUAUAUUAUCAAUACAUGAUAUUCUAGCCAACAUUAUGAUUGUAUCUACAUUAGCUUUUUUCUCUCGAAUAAGUGAUUCACGUUUUGGUGGUACCUACAUGACAUUAUUGAAUACACUUUCAAAUUUGGGAGGAGCAUGGUCAUCUUCAGUUGCUAUUGGAAUGAUAGAUUUCUUAACGUUUAAGGAGUGUUCUUUAGAUCACAAGAAUAGUUGCUCUACACCAAAUCUAAAAAACAUGUGUGAAACAAAUGGAGGUGAUUGUGUUGUUAUAGUGAACGGUUAUUACGUAGAAACGGCUGUGUGUACCAUGGUCGGAAUAGUUUGGUUUUUUAUUUUUAGAAUUAUCCUUAAAAAUAUUCAAACUAAGGGCCCUUCUGAUUGGUUGGUAAAUAUAAAGAAACCUACCAGUUAAUAGAAUGAAAUAAAUGUUUCUUUCUCUAUGCCCAUUUAGCUAUAGUGAUGAACAUUAAUUGGAAGGCCUAAAUAUGUAUUGUAAUUUAUUUAUUAUUUUAGUGUUAUAAAUCAAUAAUUGUUAUUAAGUUCUCUAUUGAGACAUUGAAUUUUAUGUUAUAUAGUAAUGUUAUUUCUAUAAUGUUAGAUUUGUAUCUAUUUUAUGGUUAUACAGUAAUUUCAGCAUACCUGUAUGAUAUUAUUAUAAAUCAAGUUAAUCAUCAUGGUCUGAAUAUUAUCAUACAUCAAUUAAGAAAUCAAGAUGUUUUCUAACGAACAUGUGAAUAGGCUAGAGUUGUACACAAAUGCGGCCCCUGAACAACUUUUCAACAACUCUUAACACAUUAGUCAUCUCAAACGCCUGAAGCCGUACGACAUAGUUAAAGUCACUAAGAACAUUGACUACGUCAUCGGAGAUAUUAUUACUCCAAACAUGUAUAAUAUUAUUAUUAUUAUUAUUAUUAUAACUCAUACACCCAUUUUACACUGUAAUUAUAAUGUCUUCAGGUCGUUUAAACAAUGAUGCUUUAGGGUAGUUAAGUAAUUUCUAAUUACAUUUUGAACAAAUUUAUUCAACACAUUAUAAUAUAGUAUGAAUUAUAACUUAAA